Molecule: messenger RNA, 1875 nt
Organism: Penicillium macrosclerotiorum
Lineage: Eukaryota; Fungi; Ascomycota; Eurotiomycetes; Eurotiales; Aspergillaceae
Product: putative PHD finger domain protein (Ing1)
Exons: 4
Coding region: 1-1875 (624 amino acids)
Biological process (GO): regulation of DNA-templated transcription
Cellular component (GO): nucleus; Rpd3L-Expanded complex; Rpd3L complex
Source: RefSeq, a predicted model, not a curated record
AUGUCCUCUGUGCAAUCGUCCGUUCUAAAUCCCCAGAGCCAGGGGAUCCGUCAAUCAGCCCGGCAGACACGCACAAAUCCUUCGCGAACGUCCAAGACCAUCGGCCGCUCCUCCUUCGGCUUCGGUCGAGGCUCAACAGCCGAGAUUCCCCCAACACCCCCUGUUCCUCAUGGGUUCUACCCGGCGCUCACGCAUUUCACGGACGCGAUUACGGCGCUUCCGCGCGAGUUCCGCAGACACAACUCUUUGCUGAAGGAGGUGGAUGCGAAGGCAUGGGCGCUCGAGGAGAAUUUGCUCCAGCUCUUGAAGUAUUCUUCUGAGUCGCAGCCCGUACCUCACCCGCCUCACCCGGCGCCCAUCGUUGGCGGUGUGGUGCGUGAAGAUGUCUUGCCCAAAGACCUUCCCCAGUCUCCCGAGUCGGCCGAGAGCAAAAACCGCCGUCUCCUCUUUGAUCGUGUACGACAGAGCCUUUCUGAUCUCAUGAUGACCGCCGACGAGAAGAAUCAUGUAAUUUCCAACGCAAAUGAGGAGCUGGAUCGCCAAAUUGUCCGGCUGGAUACUGUGUUUCCGUACAUUGCGGGUGAGAUUAGCGAAGAGGCUCGGCUCGGUAGUCUGUCGCACUGGGCCUACUCCAAUAAAAACGCAGCGGCGAAGGCAGCAACUAAUGAGCGACCGCGUCGGGAAGCUGUAUCUCAGCGACACGAUCUCACACACGCGCUACAAGAAGCUGAGGCUGCCAGCCGUAGCGAGGCGCGGCGCGAAGCCGUUCUGGCACGGAAACAGCGUCGCACCAACGUUGAUGCCGACUACGAGGAUACGAGAGGUGCUCGCAAGACUACUACCGGUAAAUCUCGUGGUGAUAACGCGGCGGCAGACCAAGGCGCUGCACCCAAGCGCCGGAAGGUGGUAGACAGGUCUGCUGCUGUGGACAUGGGCGCGCCAAUGGAGCGCUCUGCAAGUGGCACUGGAAGUCAGCGUGCUUCAAACAAGGACGGGGCGGAGAAGAAGCGAUCUCGCGCUCCAAACCCCAAUGCGGCGGCUGCCCGCAAGAAGUAUGUUCCCUGUUCCGGACUCGAUAUUGUUGACUCGACUAAUCUGUUUCUUCCCACCAGAACUACCGCCGCCUCUAAUGCGGGCUCCCCCAUCCUAGCUCCCUCCCCUCUUGUUGGAACCUUCAAUACCCAGCGCGGCGCUGCUAGUCCUGGACCCAACCCGGCUCGUCCACAGUCUUCUCGAGCCCAGCAGAACGCCGGCCAGACAGGCAAUUCCCGACAGCGGCCCUCAUCCUCGGCCUCCAACCGCGUUAACCAGUCCAACCCAACUAAACCCUCCGACCCUCGCUCCAACUCCCGUGACGGCCUUGUCAAAAACGAAGUCGCCAUCCCAGACCCGACCCGCGACCCAGACGGCGAUGCCAAUGGCCGCAUUUCCGUCCCCGCCGGAACCAAGCGCGAAGACACGAACCGGCCCGCCGAUGUCCCCGAAACCGAGAGUGCGGCCAAAGGACGGAACUCGAAGACCUCUACCCCCGUGUUGGCGACUUUCGCCGAACCCACACAGCCGCGCGCACGACCGACGCGCAGCACUGACCCAGCACCCAAGCGCACCGCCAAGAAACCUCUUGUGCAGGCUGCGAUCCCGUCCGACGAGGAAUCCAUCCACGAGGGCGACGAUGAGGAUGAGGAGGGCGAGCCACGAUACUGUUACUGCAACGAGAUCAGUUUUGGCGAGAUGGUGGCGUGCGACAACGACGCUUGUCCUCGCGAGUGGUUCCACCUGUCGUGCGUGGGCUUGACCAAGCCGCCAGGAAAGAAUGUCAAAUGGUAUUGCAACGAGUGUAAGCAGAACAUGCGGCCUGGCCGCAAUGGUCGAUAA